Messenger RNA from Rotaria socialis, 714 nucleotides. NCBI's taxonomy places the organism in Eukaryota, Metazoa, Rotifera, Eurotatoria, Philodinida, Philodinidae. The record is from the annotation of a GenBank genome assembly.
AUGAAACAACGAACUAUUACAAUGUCCUUAAUAAUUACAUUGGGUGUACCAUCAUUAAUAUGUUUUCUGGUUAUCUUUUAUUAUUUUUUUCGAUUGCGCCACGUAUUACUUAUGAAUCGUAUCAAUCAUCAUGUGAUUUUAUGUAUCUUAAUAAGUGAUUUCUUGCUAAUUACAACUGAAUUACCAUUUACGUUAUCCUAUCUUUCAUUAGGAUACGUACGAUCAUCGAAAUUAUGUCUGUUUUGGAUCUAUUGGAACUAUACUCUUCCAGUAGUAUCUUUAUUUCUGACAAUGUAUGCAGCGAUUGAACGCUAUAUGUUAGUAUUUCACAAACAGAUCAUUAUGAAACACAAAAUAUUGUUUCAUUAUAUACCGUUGGGAUUCGUUUGUGUAUAUCCUUUCGGAAUUUACAUGUAUCUUAUUCUAAGUUUUCCAUGCGGAUCAAAUUAUGAACACGAUGUAGCUGCAUUGCUUUGCGGAGGAGCAUGCUAUCUUAAUGAUAUGGUUCAAAGUAUAUAUGAUACAGUUGUUGAUACAAUGCUACCAGCUUUUAUUAUAUUGAUUUUCAGUCUCAUGAUGAUUGGUCACGUAAUCGUACGCAAGCAUAUGGUGUCACCAUCGAUACCAGUAUCGAAUACAUUACAAAGAAAUCGACGAAUGAUCUUACAAUUACUAGGCAUAAGUUCAAUGACUCUAAUGACUUGGAUGCCUUGA